UGAACGGGUUGGAAUGAAACCAGUAAGGGCUGCAAACAGCUGCCUGAUCUCAAGACCAUUCCCAAAUCGCACAUUCUCAUCAGCCACUAGCAAGAAAACAUGGGCAGACAGAAGGUGUGUUUGGAAAAACUGUGCCGGUUCUUCCACAUCCGGAACCAGCUGCUUCGUCAGGCCCUUGCAGAGUGUCUUGGCACCCUCAUUCUUGUGAUGUUUGGCUGUGGUGCUGUGGCCCAGCUAGUGUUGAGUGGAGGUUCCCACGGCUUGUUCAUCACUGUCAACUUUGCCUUCGGCUUCGGUGCCACCUUAGGCAUCCUGGUCUGUGGCCAGGUAUCAGGUGGCCAUCUGAACCCUGCAGUGACAUUUGCCCUCUGUUUGCUUGGAAGAGAGCGCUGGAGAAAGUUCCCUAUGUACUUCCUUUUUCAGACAAUCGGCGCUUUUUUUGGUGCUGCCAUAAUUUUUGGCAUGUACUACGAUGCCCUGUUUGACUUUCCUGAAUCUUUCAAUAUUACUGGGCCUACUGCUGGCAUCUUUGCUACCUACCCUGCAACCCAUCUCACAAUUGUCAACGGCUUCUUUGAUCAGUUAAUUGGCACAGCAGCGCUGAUAGUUUGUAUUCUAGCUAUUGUGGAUCCAUACAACAACCCCAUCCCCCAAGGACUGGAGGCCUUCACUGUGGGAUUUGUGGUUCUGGUCAUUGGAUUGUCUAUGGGAUUUAACUCUGGUUAUGCUGUCAAUCCUGCCCGAGACUUUGGACCACGUCUUUUCACCUCUAUGGCAGGGUGGGGCAGUGAUGUUUUCACGGCUAGAGACGGCUGGUUCCUGGUGCCCAUUACUUCCCCAUUCAUUGGCUCCUUCAUCGGUGUGAUAGUCUAUCAGUUGAUGGUUGGCUUCCAUGUGGAGGCAGAAGCAAAGUACAAGAUGAGUAGAGAGCAGGAGAAUGUCCGACUCACCAAUGUUGCCGCCAACGACAACUCCAAAGAGGAUACAAAAGAAAUGCACUGAGCAAUGUUACAUUCUGUAUAUACUCACACACACCAGCUAUUUGUCCUUCUGGCCAUAAGAAUUUUUUCCAAACCAUCUUACACACAGGUGUUACUUAGCUGGGAUAUCUCCCACAGUGAUUGUAUUAUAUUGUAGAGGAAUGUUUAUGUAUGUGUAGAAGAGAGAAACACAACACAGAAACACAGAAUUACAUUAAUUCUUUUAAGAGAUGAAUAUUUGAAUCCUAGUGUCUAUACCACUGCAGUUUGAACAGUAUUGUAUGCUUUAUACCAAUAGUUUUAUGUAAUUUUUUUAAUAGUUUUUAAUACUUAACUACUUAAAGAAACAUUUUAUUUAGAAAAAUGUCCAUCUUUCCCAACCAAUUUAUAUACAUUUUGUCAGUCCAGAAC
Molecule: messenger RNA, 1391 nt
Organism: Micropterus dolomieu (smallmouth bass)
Lineage: Eukaryota; Metazoa; Chordata; Actinopteri; Centrarchiformes; Centrarchidae
Gene: aqp3a
Product: aquaporin 3a
Exons: 8
Coding region: 100-1002 (300 amino acids)
Biological process (GO): water transport; glycerol transmembrane transport
Cellular component (GO): plasma membrane; basolateral plasma membrane
Molecular function (GO): urea transmembrane transporter activity; water channel activity; glycerol channel activity
Source: RefSeq, a predicted model, not a curated record